AUGGAGGCUUUACGUCUUUGGUGUAUUUUGGGUUUAAUUCUAUCGCUUUAUGCCACAUAUGUUGAAAUUAAAUUGCUGGUCAAUAAGGACUAUAAGGCCUUGUGCGAUUUGGCACCGAAGUUAAGUUGUACGGCUGUUUUUAAUUCGCAAUAUGGCAAAAGUUUUGGUUUUCUAAAUAUGUUUUUUGAUGAAAAGACCUCUAAAUGGAAUCCACCUAAUGGUAUUUUUGGAAUCAUUUAUUAUUCUGUGUUAUUGGCAACAACUUUUCUCAAGCGCCCUCAACUUUUGAAAUAUCAAAUAGUAUUCUGUGUUUUAUCUAAUAUAAUGUCUUUAUAUCUGGCAUAUUUACUAUAUAUUUUAGAAAAUAUUUGUGUUGUGUGUGUUACGAUUUAUGUGGUAAACUUUUUAUGUCUUUGGGAAAUGUUGAAAGAUUUCAAUAACUUAUGGUUGCAAAAUCGUUCAAAAAACACAAAAUUUGAAAGUAACAAAAAGGAAUAA
This is a messenger RNA of Lucilia sericata (common green bottle fly), 498 nucleotides long. RefSeq names its product vitamin K epoxide reductase complex subunit 1-like protein 1 (gene Vkor). The coding region runs from base 1 to 498 and encodes 165 amino acids. Gene Ontology annotation, biological process: vitamin K metabolic process; peptidyl-glutamic acid carboxylation. NCBI's taxonomy places the organism in Eukaryota, Metazoa, Arthropoda, Insecta, Diptera, Calliphoridae. Gene Ontology annotation, molecular function: vitamin-K-epoxide reductase (warfarin-sensitive) activity. The transcript is spliced from 4 exons. The record is from RefSeq and is a predicted model, not a curated record.